CUGGAGCAGCUACUGUUAUCUGAAACACAAGGGCCAGGAUAGGGGAACAGAUCUAAAGAAGAGAUAGACGGGGAAUCCUCUGGAACCAUCCAGGGGUCGGGUUGCUUUGUGUGGAGUGGAGCAGGAGGUGAGAAGAAGUGUUUUCCAUGUAAAUACCCCCUCAGAAGGGAUAAGCGGAGGAGCUGUAGAGAGACGAGGAAGGGUAGAGAGAGGGGAAAUGCUCCUUCUCCCUAGAAUAUUACCCCUCUAUCUGGCUACCUACUACGGCUCCUUUAAAAAAAAAUAGUGGUAAUCCCAUCACAUCAAGGAAAGGUUCUGCCUGGAGAGUGUGUUCUGGUGUACUCAAUGCAAUCCCAAUGCUUCAGCAGACCUCAGUCCAGAGAGAGUCAACCUGCGGCUGUUGUGACACACCUGAGAUACAGACAAGAGUCACAUUGAGACAACCACAGCAGUGGGACACAAGACAACUCUCCACAUUGCUUUGUUGUUUCCUCUUAGCUGAAACCAUGGAUAUGACUAUGGCCAAGACCACCGCAAGCUUUCUCUCCACUGUCUCCAGCACCUCCAUGACCCCCAUUCUCACUGUUACAACGGACGCCAGGAUGGAACAGGGGAUGGUCACAGAGUCCAGGACAAAACUCAUGACCACUAACAUUACUAUAACAACAACCAACGAGACAAGCUUCAAUGCCACCAAGCUGCCAGUUGGAGCUCGAGGGCUCUGAGAUUGGCAUGGUGUUGGUGCCCUUUGGCAUCAUCACUGUAAUUGGCCUGACAUUGGUCGUGAUGCUGUAUAUCAGGAAACGGAAGAGACUGGAGAAGCUGAGGCACCAGCUGAUGCCCAUGUAUAACUUUGAUCCGGCAGAGGAACACAGGAACUACUGGACCACAACCUCACAGGACCCAAUAACAAGGUAGUAUACGACACAGGUCUGAAGCAGUGCCCAGGCUACACUCCCCUCUUCAGUGAUACUGAUCCUCUACUGUAGAUCUAUGAUGAUACAAGUCUUGAUGGUCACAUUAUGUUCAGACUCGUCUUUAAUAACCCGCAGUGAUCUAUUGCUCACUGAUCUACAGUUACUGGAUCUCAUCUAUAUUUAUCUACAAUGUAUUCAUAAAUCUAUAGGUUCAGAGCAUCAUAAUGUACUCCAACAGAGCUUUGUGACUACAGUGCUUACAUUACCAGUAACUAUUUUAUACUCAUAUUAAUGGACUUUUUUCUUUUAAGUUUUGACAAUAGGCAAAAUGGUAAUACAUAUGGUAAAGUGAAAUUUGUGUCUGUUGUUCCAUUUUCCUUAAGCUACCCUUUCAAAAAACACUUACCAUGUGGACCUUGCCGUGUUAAUUAUUCACCAUUUACAUACAACAAGUUCAACGAUUACAACAGAAUACCACUGUACACACAUGCACAACCUUUUCUACUACACUGGAGUGACACACACCGAUACCCUCAUAUCCCAUCUUCUCUCUGUGUGCCAAAUACCAUCAAGUUGUUGAUUACUGCCUCAUCACUCUCACCUCACUGCUCCUAAAUGUCCCAAAAUGACUGAUUUCCUCAUUUUCCCCUUGUGAUUGACAUGACUAUGCUAUGAAUGUGAUUAUAAAAAUGUGUGUGGCAGUACUGGUUUCCUUUACAGACGUGUCUCUGACAAAUACUACAUAAUUAUCUCUUCCAAAUUAACAUACAGUACAUAUCUUAAGUACUCAAUUCACUUCUCCACCCAUUGAUUUGUUUCCCUAACGCUACAUUACUAAAACACAUGUUAUAAGCAAUCACAGCAGUGGCAGAUUCAAUAUUCAUUGGUUACAAAAUGAAAAAUCUGUUCAUAUGACCACUUAUGGCCAUCGCAUAACAUAGUUAUGGUGGAUGAUUCUAGUAUUACCAUGGCAACUAUUGUGUCUCACAGUUUUACCCCCCCCAGACUCUCACGACCUCCCAGGGGACGAUUCAGAGGCCCAGUCGCCUGGUCUUCACAGACGUAGCCAACGGUCUCAAUGCAUAACUACACU
This is a messenger RNA of Oncorhynchus keta (chum salmon), 2010 nucleotides long. RefSeq lists its product as uncharacterized. The record is from RefSeq and is a predicted model, not a curated record. Bases 688 to 918 code for a protein of 76 amino acids. NCBI's taxonomy places the organism in Eukaryota, Metazoa, Chordata, Actinopteri, Salmoniformes, Salmonidae. The transcript has 4 exons.